Molecule: messenger RNA, 525 nt
Organism: Henningerozyma blattae CBS 6284
Lineage: Eukaryota; Fungi; Ascomycota; Saccharomycetes; Saccharomycetales; Saccharomycetaceae
Gene: YET3
Product: Yet3p
Exons: 1
Coding region: 1-525 (174 amino acids)
Biological process (GO): intracellular protein transport; endoplasmic reticulum to Golgi vesicle-mediated transport
Cellular component (GO): endoplasmic reticulum; endoplasmic reticulum membrane
Source: RefSeq, a predicted model, not a curated record
AUGUCAUUAUAUUACGCUCUCGUAUUCUGCAUAUUGGUUGUAGAGGUCGUUGCCUUCACAUUGCUGGCAUUACCUCUGCCGGCACGUGUUCGUCGCCCAUUGGCAUCAGCAGCAGCUCGUCCUUUCCGUCAAGCUUCUGUUCAAGUAGCUGCUAAAUGUGUUGCUGGGUUUGUGUUGUUGUUGUUCUUGGAUGCCACAGCCCGUGCUCACCGUUUGGGUGCUCAGUCCGCAGCUGCAGGCCAUGUUCAUGGUGCAGAACGUGCCGAAUUACUUUCAAGACGUUUCUUAGCUCAACGUAAUAUGUACCUAACAGGUUUCACAUUAUUUCUCAGUUUUACAGUAGCCCGUACCUCAUCUCUGGUGGCUGAAUUGAUGGAUCUACGUGCUGCUGCCAAAUCAGACACAAACUCGAAAUCAACUACAGCAAGUUCUGCCAGUAUAGCUGAAUCUCUUCGUGCCAAAUUGAAAGCAGCUGAUUUGGAAAUUGAAACCCUCAAGUCUCGUGCCGCUACUCUUUCCACAUAG